Molecule: messenger RNA, 2038 nt
Organism: Rhizophagus irregularis DAOM 181602=DAOM 197198
Lineage: Eukaryota; Fungi; Glomeromycota; Glomeromycetes; Glomerales; Glomeraceae
Source: RefSeq, a predicted model, not a curated record
UUUUUUUUUUUAUUGUAAUUUCUACUUUUGCUUAAAAUAUUCCUUUUUAUAGUAAAUAAUAAAAAAAUUUUUUGUCUAAAAAAUUUGUCUAUAAAAAAUAAAAUUUUUUUUUUCAGUAAAACAAAUUUCUUAAUAACCAAUGGAAACUGUAUUUAACAAAUUAAAUAUCUCGGAUAAAUAUACUGAUACAAUAGGUACCAAAAAUUGCUCAUAUUGCAAUAUACCUUUUACUGAUGAAGAAUUGUGGUGUAAGGAAUGUAUUAAUUCUUUAGAAAAAUUAGCAGAAAAUGGUGAUAAAGAAGCAAUGUUUAAUUUAGCCAACUGUUAUAAGAAUGAAAAAGGUAUGGAAAAGAAUUUAGAAAAAGCCUUUAAUUGUUAUCAAAAGGCAGCAGAAAAAAAUCAUGUUGAUGCAAUGUUUGGUUUAGUUGCAUGUUAUAGAAAAGGAGUAGGAACAGAAAAAAAUUUUGAAAAAGCAUUUCAUUGGUGUCAAAAAGCAGCAGAAAGAGAUCAUAUUGAUGCAAUUUAUCGUUUAGCUGCAUUUUAUAGAAAUGGAAUAGGAACAGAAAAGAAUUUAGAAAAAGCAUUUCAUUGGUGUCAAAAAGCAGCAGAAAAAAAUCAUAUUGAUGCAAUGUUUGGUUUAGCAAUAUGCUAUGAAAAUGGAGAAGGAAUAGGAAAGAAUUUAGAAAAAGCCUUUAAUUGUUAUCAAAAAGCAGCAAUAAAGGAUCAUAUUGAUGCAAUGUUUAGUUUAGCUAACCACUAUUAUAUUGGAGUAGGAACAGAAAAGAAUUUUGAAAAAGCAUUUAAUUGGUGUCAAAAAGCAGCAGAAAAAGAUCAUAUUGAUGCCAUUUAUUGUUUAGCUGCAUUUUAUAGAAAUGGAAUAGGAACAGAAAAGAAUUUAGAAAAAGCCUUUCAUUGGUUUCAAAAAGCAGCAGAAAAAAAUCAUAUUAAUGCAAUAUUUGGCUUAGCAAUAUGCUAUGAAAAUGGAGAAGGAACAGGAAAGAAUUUAGAAAAAGCCUUUGAUUGUUAUCAAAAAGCAGCAGAAAAUGAUCAUAUUGAUGCAAUGAUUGGUUUAGCUGUAUGUUAUGGGAAUGGAGAAGGAACAGAAAAAAAUUUAGAAAAAGCAUAUCAUUGGUAUCAAAAAGCAGCAGAAAAAGAUUAUAUUGAUGCAAUGUAUGGUUUAGCUACAUUUUAUAGAAAUGGAGUAGGAACAGAAAAGAAUUUUGAAAAAGCCUUUCAUUGGUUUCAAAAAGCAGCAGAAAAAGAUCAUAUUGAUGCAAUAUUUAGUUUAGCUAAUCACUAUUAUAAUGGAGAAGGAACAGAAAAGAAUUUAGAAAAAGCAUUUCAUUGGUAUCAAAAAGCAGCAAAAAAAGACCAUAUUGUUGCAAUGUAUAGCUUAGCUGCAUUUUAUAGAAAUGGAGUAGGAACAGAAAAGAAUUUAGAAAAAGCCUUUUAUUGGUUUCAGAAAGCAGCAGAAAAAAAUCAUAUUAAUGCAAUGUUUGGCUUAGCAAUGUGCUAUGAAAAUGGAGAAGGAACAGAAAAAAAUUUAGAAAAAACCUUUCAGUGGUGUCAAAAAGCAGCAGAAAAAGAUCAUAUUAAUGCAAUGUUUAGUUUAGCUAAUCACUAUUAUAAUGGAGUAGGAAUAGAAAAGAAUUUAGAAAAAGCCUUUUAUUGGUUUCAAAAAGCAGCAGAAAAUGAUCAUAUUGAUGCAAUGAUUGGUUUAGCUGCAUGUUAUGGGAAUGGAGAAGAAACAGAAAAGAAUUUUGAAAAAGCGUUUCAUUGGUGUCAAAAAGCAGCAGAGAAAGACCAUAUUAUCGCAAUGUAUUGUUUAGCUAUAUUUUAUAGAAAUGGAGUAGGAACAGAAAAGAAUUUAGAAAAAGCAUUUCAUUGGUUUCAAAAAGCAGCAGAAAAAGAUCAUAUUGAUGCAAUAUAUAGUUUAGCUACAUUUUAUAGAAAUGGAGUAGGAACAGAAAAGAAUUUAGAAAAAGCCUUUCAUUGGUAUCAAAAAGCAGCAGAAAAAGAUUAUAUUGAUGCAAUGUAU